Molecule: messenger RNA, 2538 nt
Organism: Dioscorea cayenensis subsp. rotundata (Guinea yam)
Lineage: Eukaryota; Viridiplantae; Streptophyta; Magnoliopsida; Dioscoreales; Dioscoreaceae
Product: probable receptor-like protein kinase At2g21480
Exons: 1
Coding region: 1-2538 (845 amino acids)
Biological process (GO): protein autophosphorylation
Cellular component (GO): plasma membrane; plasmodesma
Molecular function (GO): transmembrane receptor protein tyrosine kinase activity; ATP binding
Source: RefSeq, a predicted model, not a curated record
AUGUCUUCCCUCCUCUCACUCUUUCUCCUCUCCUUCCUUCUCUCCUCCGUCUUCGGUCAGCCACCAUCCCCAACCUUCAAACCUUCUGAUAACUUCCUCCUUGACUGUGGCGCUACAACUCCUACUCCCAGCCUUGACGGUCGCCAAUUCCUCACCGACUCUCAGUCCACCUCCUACCUCUCCGCCAAAGACAAGGUCACUGCCUCCACCCCCUCCACCACCGACGUCCCUUCUCCUCUCUACCUCACCGCCCGCAUCUUCACCGAGGAUGCCACCUACACCUUCCCCCUCACCUCCCCUGGCUGGCACUGGAUUCGUCUCCACUUCUUCCCCGUCAAUGACUCCUCCCACGACCUAACUCAAGCUGUCUUCUCCGUCAAAACCGAUGACUACGUCCUCCUCCACAGCUUCAACUUUGACGACUCCUCCCAAUGGCUUCUCAAAGAAUACCUCAUCAAUGCCACCUCUGACCGUCUCUCUAUCCACUUCGAUCCUCUCCGCAACUCUAUUGCAUUCAUCAACGCCAUUGAGGUUAUCUCGGCCCCUGACAUUCUCAUCUCCGACUACGCAUCCUCUUUAUCUCCGGUUGGUCCUACCUCAGGUCUAUCCAACUACGCUUACCAAACAUCUUACCGUCUUAAUGUUGGAGGCCCUUUGAUCACUUCUGCAAAUGACACUCUCUCCCGGACAUGGAGUUCUGACCAUGGCUACCUCCAGUCAAGAUCCACCGGGCAGAAAGUGUCUGUGUCUUCCGGCAUCAUUAACUUCCCUGAUGGUACUUCACCUUUCAUUGCCCCGAACUUUGUCUACUCCACGGCGGUGCACAUGGCCGACGCUCGCAUUGGUAGUCCAAACUUCAACGUUUCGUGGGUUCUCAACGUCGAUCCUUCCUUUGGUUACCUUGUUCGGCUACAUUUUGCUGACAUUAUCAGCAAGAAUCUUGACAAUCUUUACUUCAAUGUAUACAUAAAUCAUAAGAUGGCAAUAUCUGGGCUGGACCUCUCGACCUUAACUUCCAAGCUUGCCUCUGCUUACUAUAAGGACUUUGUACUGAACUCCACAGUGGCAAUGGACAGGUUAUUGAUACAGAUUGGCCCGUUGAAUGAUGGUGCUGGGACAAACGAUGCGUUGUUGAAUGGUGUGGAGGUUCUGAAGAUGAGCAACUCGGUUGGGAGUUUAGAUGGUGAGUUUGGUGUUGAUGGAUCAAAAGCUAGUGAGGAUGGUGGGAACACGAAAAGCCACGCAGUGGCCGCUGUUGGGUUCGUGAUGAUGUUUGGCGCAUUCGCUGGGUUAGGUGCCAUGGUGGUGAAGUGGCACAAGAGGCCACAGGACUGGCAGAGAAGGAACAGCUUCUCUUCAUGGCUCCUCCCAAUCCAUGCAGGUCAUUCAACCUUCAUGACCAGCAAAGGUGGCUCAACAUUUGGCUCACACAAGAGUGGUUACACCUUCUCUUCAUCGCUAGGCCUUGGCCGAUACUUCUCUCUCGCUGAGCUCCAAGACGCGACAAACAACUUCGACGAGAAGGCAGUGGUUGGGGUCGGAGGUUUUGGUAAUGUGUACGUGGGUGAGCUGGACGAUGGCACAAAGGUUGCUGUAAAGCGUGGCAACCCACAGUCAGAGCAAGGGAUAAAUGAAUUCCAAACAGAGAUACAGAUGUUGUCUAAGCUCCGGCACAGGCACUUGGUGUCACUGAUUGGGUACUGUGAUGAGAACUCUGAGAUGAUACUAGUGUAUGAGUACAUGGCCAACGGACCAUUUAGGGAUCAUCUUUAUGGGAAGGAUGACUUAAUGCCACUCACAUGGAAACAGAGGCUGGAGAUAUGCAUAGGUGCAGCUCGUGGACUUCACUAUCUCCAUACAGGCACAGCACAGGGGAUCAUCCAUCGUGACGUUAAAACCACAAACAUUCUCUUGGACGAUGACUUCAUAGCCAAAGUAUCUGACUUUGGUCUCUCUAAAGAUGCUCCAGGGAUGAACCAAACCCAUGUAAGCACUGCAGUGAAAGGCAGCUUCGGGUAUUUAGACCCGGAGUACUUCCGUUGCCAGCGUUUGACUGAUAAGUCUGAUGUGUACUCAUUUGGAGUCGUGCUGCUUGAGACGCUAUGCGCUCGGCCAGCGCUGAACCCAGCACUGACACGGGAGCAGGUGAACUUGGCCGAGUGGGCGAUGAAGAACAAGAGACAAAAUACAUUGGAGCAAAUAGUGGACCCGUUACUUGAAGGGACUAUCAACUCUGACUCGAUGAGCAAGUUUGUGGAAGCAGCCGAGAAAUGUUUGGCCGAGUUCGGUGUUGAUAGGCCGUCCAUGGGCGACGUGCUAUGGAAUCUCGAGUACGCGUUGCAAUUGCAAGAGGCUAACCCGCCCACACCUCCACUAUCGCAUGCGCUGAAACCCAACACUAAUAAGAGUGAUGCUGGUGUAGUUGCAGGCGAGAUCAAGCAAGAGAAUGGUGCUGCUGCUCCUUCCGAGGACCAGCACUCUAAUGCGGCCAUGGCCAAUGACGUGUUCCCUCAUUUGGGCGAGAUGAAGGGGAGGUGA